Molecule: messenger RNA, 654 nt
Organism: Rotaria sordida
Lineage: Eukaryota; Metazoa; Rotifera; Eurotatoria; Philodinida; Philodinidae
Source: the annotation of a GenBank genome assembly
CAAGAUCAGCGACAUGUAAUGGAUAUAAUGAUUGUCAUGAUAAUUCAGAUGAAAAACUAUCAUUAUGUCCAAAUGACACAUGUCCAUCUGGACAAUUUCAAUGUCGAAAUAAAGAAUGUAUACCAUAUGAAGUUGUUUGUAAUGGUGUAAGAAAUUGUACUGAUGGAAGUGAUGAACCACCUAGUUGUGGUGUUAAUGAAUGUGCUUCAUCAAUUUUAAGUGGCUGUGAACAUGAUUGUAUUAAUACAUUAACUUCUUUUCGAUGUACAUGUCGAAGAGGUUAUAAAUUAGCAUCCAAUCAGAAAAAUUGUUGGGAUAUUAAUGAAUGUAUUGAAACUCCAAGUGUUUGUCAACAAUUUUGUGAGAAUAUACCAGGUUCUUAUAUAUGUAAAUGUGCACCUGGUUAUGUAAAAGGUCUUGAUGGACGUAGUUGUAAUCGAUUAAAUCGAACUAUUGUUCCAUAUGUAUAUUAUACAAAUAAAUACUAUGUUCGUGCAAUUGGUCUUGAUGAACAAAAUCAAAUAACUAUUGCACGUGGUUUUAUGGAAUUAUCAAGUAUAACAUAUGAUUGGAAAGAUCAAAAAUUAUAUAUUGGUGAUCGACAAGCUAGUAAAAUUUAUCGAAUGAAUUUAAAUGGAACACAAUCAACAGUUA